Pomacea canaliculata is the source of this 7412-nucleotide messenger RNA. Its product is annotated as protein sidekick-2-like. Gene Ontology annotation, biological process: cell-cell adhesion. The record is from RefSeq and is a predicted model, not a curated record. Lineage: Eukaryota; Metazoa; Mollusca; Gastropoda; Architaenioglossa; Ampullariidae. Gene Ontology annotation, molecular function: protein binding.
UCACAUGAUGUUCACUUUCGAACACAAAGCUACAGGAGUAGUGUGUAUUUGAGGGCUAUAAUUAGUUGUUGUAUCAGCAACGGCCAACUUAUUGGAGAGUUCGCCAAGCAUCAAAAUAUUUAUUUGAAAAAUCAGAUUUUUUAAAUAAUCGUCAGAACUGUAGCUUGAGGAUAAGACGUAUUAGUGGCACCAUCAUAAUCGUCGAUCACUGAUCGUUCCUGUGACAAGAGAGUGAGAAGACGGCUUGGAGAUCAUCAUGGCCGCUACCUAAACUUCCGAUUGGGAAACAUCAGACUCCGCUGUUUUUCUCACAUUUGGAAACAACGUAACUUGAGUUGGAACCUGAUGGGGCCUUUGGGUACUCUUUUUCUACAUCUGUGCCAAAUGUCUGCCUGAAGGUCCAUUGAAAAUUUCAUUAUUUAUAUCUUCUUGUUAACUUGUCUUUGGCGUUCUCGGUGACAGCUUGACAGAAAAUGUAGUUAUUCUUGUCUUCGCAGGGCAAUGUUAGUUUACGCUUCAUGGGAAUUUUUGCAUUGACAACAUACCCCUGUGCAGCGCAAAGAGAUGACGACGAUACCUCGAAAAAGACGAUCAUUUGUUCUGUCCUCUACCUCUCUGAAUGCCGGAUGCAGUCUCGUAUUUCUGGCCCUUUCACACCUGACAUGGAUUAUGGCACAAGACAGUCCACCAGAAAUUGUGACAUCACCAGAUGCUGGAAUGAUCCAGCUGGUUGGAUCCACCAAAAGUCUGACAUGUAGUGCUGCUGGUAGCCCAAAUCCUGUGUAUAGCUGGAUUCAGAAUGAUGUUUACUACAAAAACUAUUCUCGCAAUGAUGUCAACAUGAAGACACUUCGUAUUGUUAAUCUCCAAGAAAAUGACAGUGGCAUGUUCCGAUGUCUUGCCAGCAACAGCCUAGGAGCAGAGCUGAGCCAGGCUGCUGAGAUCAAAGUUGCUGUUCUGCAAAAUUUUACAGCUACUGGGUCAAAAGAAAUAAUGGUAGACCAAGGAAAGGCAGUGAUCCUUCCUAUGCCUCCCAUUAAAACCCUUGCCUUGGAUGUGACCUGGCAAGAGAAUAACAAUACAUUGAGUGAAGAUUACUUCUACAGUUUUACACAAAACCUUUCUCUGGUCCUUCUCUCAGUGGAUAAAAACAUAAUGGGCAAAGAGUACAGAGUCAAGGCGGAAUACGUUUUCACCAGUUUCUCAACAGUUAGUUCCCCUUACAUCUUGCGUGUAAGAGAAGGAAAUGGAACAGAUAGCAAUAAUCCCACUAACAUUGCACCUGAAGUGAUUGUGCCACCUGAGAACACAAGCACUGUUAAAGGAAGUGAUAAAGUGGAGCUGAUAUGCAUUAUCAAUGCAAGACCAAUGAAUAUGCUGACCAUUAGCUGGUACCAUGUCUAUGGCAAUGGAACCAGGAAGAGUAUUGACACAGAUGACAAAUAUAUUGUAACAAACUAUAGACGAAAACUGAUAAUAAAGAAUUUGGAUGAAAGUGACACAGGACAAUACCAGUGUGAAGGACUUUUGGGAUCUUUGGGAUAUCCACCUGCCAGAUCGUCUGCAAAUCUUUUUGUUCAAGUGCUGCCAAUGAUUCCACCUGGAGCUCUUCCUCGAGUAAUAGAGCGUGAUUUCAGUGAAACAGUAAUUUUGCCUUGUACAGCACAGGGAGUUCCACAACCCACUUUACACUGGUACUUUAAUGGAUGGAGUAUUUCACCGGUUGUGAGACCUGAAAGGUACACAUUAUAUCCUAAUGGAACUUUAGAAAUCAGAAAUCUAGACUUACCAGAUGCAGGGAAAUAUCAGUGCUUCGCAAGAAAUCCUGCUGGAGAAACUUACAAAGCAGUAUGGCUAAAAGUGAACAGCGCACCACCUCAGAUCACAAAAGCACCAGAAAACCUGACAAAAGUGGAGUCAUCUGAUGCUAGGUUUUACUGCCAGGUGACAGGAGCUCCAGCACCCAACAUUACAUGGACUAAAGUGACAGGUACAAAUGAGGAACCUGUGGUGUUUGGUGGCCGAUACCAGCGAUUUCCAGACAGUCUGUCCAUUGCGACUGUCAUAAAGAGCGAUUCAGGGGCUUACAGGUGCAAUGCCACUAACAUUAAAGGCACACAGUCAGCACAAGCCUACUUGCUGGUUAUUACCAAGACAAAUAUUGUUCGCCCACCUCAGAACCAGACUGUGAUCAUAAGCACGCAAGUCACAUUUGAGUGUGGGAUCAUUCGUGAUGAGAACACAUUGCCAGUCUGGGAGUGGUUCUUUUACAAGAGUCCUGAUUUUGUAGAGAGACAGAUUAACAAUUCUAAUCGGUAUUUCAUCAGUGAGAUAGGCAGCCUGAUCAUAUCUGGUGUGUCGGCCCAAGACAUUGGGAAAUACAGGUGCCAUGUCAUAUCUGCAGGAGGAAACGAUAGUCGCACAGCUUCUCUGAACGUUAUAGAGCUGCCUCGUCCACCUUCGAUAAUGACAGUAGCAUUGAACCCAUUGCUAAAUAACAGUGUUGUGAUCACAUGGACUCCAGCAUUCAAUGGUAAUAGUGCACUUCGCAAGUACAUCAUCACAUAUAGGCAGGAAAACCCAAAUGGAAACAAUGUUGAUGUGGCCUGGGAUGUCUAUCCUGACAAUAUCAACCCAGCCUACACAUCCUAUGCUGUGAACAACCUUCUUCCCUCACGCUACUAUCGCUUCCGCAUUUCUGCUGUGAAUGAGGUGGGAGAGGGAAAUGCUAGUCAGCCCAUGCCAAACCCAGCCAUCAAGAUGCCUGCUCAGCCUCCAAGUGAACCACCUCGUAACUUCUUCUGCAAGCAAGGGGGUGAUCAAGAAAUAGAAGCUACCUGGGAGACACCAGUGGAGAGCUCAUGGAACGGCAACCUUCAGGGCUAUGUUCUGUACUAUAAAGUACAAAAUCUACCCAGCAUUCCAAUGUCAGAAAAGAAGGUGGAAGGUGCUAAUGUGCACACGGCUGUUAUAGGAUCUCUUGUGCCCUUCAAAGAGUAUGCUGUCAGAAUUGCAGCUUAUAAUGAGGAAGGAGUUGGUGUUAUGAGCAACCCUUUCCUGGUGUGGACUCGUGAGGGUCGCCCCACAGCUGCUCCUUCAAAUGUUGUGCCACAAACGGUAAACUCCACGACCAUUAAACUGCAGUGGGAUCCACCUUACCCCGGGGAGAUCUAUGGGAACAACUUAGGGUACAUGGUUCAGCUGUGGCAGAAUGAAGUGCUGGUGCGCAGUGAUUUUGUGCCCUCACAUUCAGAGAAUUUGGAGGGUCGUCAAGAGUACUAUGUAGGAAAUUUGGCCAAAUUUAAAUGGUACAACUUCACCAUCGCCUGUCGUACAUCACCUGGUCUUGGUCCCUUCAGUUCACCAGUUGCACAGCAAACGGAUGAAGAUGUACCUGGAUCUGUAAAUGAUCUCAAAUUUGAUCAAAUCCAGGAUCGAAGCUGUCGUGUCAACUGGUCACCACCACGUGAAGUCAAUGGGAUCCUCCAAGGCUAUGUUGUCGAGUGGGUAAAAAGAAUCAAAAUGAAUCGGCAGACAGUAGAUCUGCCUUCCAUGCUGACAUACUACACAGUGUCAAACCUAUCGCCAGUAACAAACUAUACCAUCUAUGUGGCAGCCAAAACUCGCAAAGGCAUAGGUGCUUGGGUCUCUGCAGAUAUUCAGUCAGGAGUCCCUCCAGAGCUGCCUGGUCCUCCAUAUAACCUGGCAUUUUCCAAUAUUGGAGCCAGGACAGUACUUCUUCAGUUUUUCCCUGGUUACGAUGGGAAGACAUCCAUUACAAAGUGGAUUGUCUUGGCUAAAGAGGGAGAAGCCACCACAUACACUGAAAUAUAUUCAGUUUCAAACCCAACAGCAAAUGAGAUCUGGGUACAGAACUUAAAACCAUAUACAGGCUAUCAGCUGAAAGUUAUUGCAGAAAACAUUGUGGGUCGCAGUGACCCAAGCCAGCCUUCACAAAGGUUUGAAACUUUGCAAGCAGCUCCUGCAGUGCCUCCUGGCAAUGUGACUGUGCGAGCAAUCAAUUCUACUGGAUUUAGAAUAAGCUGGACGCCUAUAUCUAGUCAGGAUUGGAAUGGUGUACCUCGUGGCUACAAAAUUGACUAUAGGAUAUGGAGCACAGAAAAAGAGGAUGCUGGUGUAGCUCUGGUACAGGAGUCAAAAUGGACGACGGUAGAGCUGGCUAAUGGAAUUAACAUAGACUCCUACAAUCUUGUUCAGCUGCAAGAGUGGAUGGACUAUCAAAUUCGCAUGAACUCCUACAAUGAUGUUGGAGUCAGUCCAUUCUCUCCCACCACCACUGCACGCACAAGGGAAUCAACACCCAGCGCCAGUCCAAGUGACCUGAAAGCAUUGACUGUUUCCACAACACAGAUAUUGGUGUCUUGGAAUUCUGUUCCACGCCUUGAGCAGAAUGGACAGAUUCUGGGAUACAAGGUGUUCUACAAGGCACGAGACAGUAAUACUGAUCCACUUUUCCAGGAUGUGGAUGGGAAAGACACAUAUAAUGUAACCCUUGGGGGCUUGCGAAAGUUUGUGUGGUAUAACAUGCAGAUCUUAGCUUAUACUCGCAUGGGUGAUGGUGUACUCAGUUCACCAGUUUCUGGGAGAACUGAUGAAGAUGUGCCUGGUCCCCCCAUUAUAAUCUACUUCCCAAAUGUGACAUACACCUCAGCUGUAGUUGUGUGGAACCCACCCAAAGAACCAAAUGGCAUCAUCACUCAGUAUAAAGUCUCCUACCGAAAACAAAGAGCAACCACAGAUGAAAAUGAGGUGCUUGUUGAGCCAAACUACAGAGAGUAUGGUGUGGACAACCUGGAGCGAGAGGUCGUCUAUGUUUUUUCAGUAACUGCUAAAACUCAAAAAGGAUGGGGCACACCGGCCAGUGUGGAAGUUUUGACCAUGCUAAACAGAGAUCGGCCUGAUCAACCAAGCAAACCAACAGUGGGAAACCUUCAAGUCCAGGCUCGUAGCAUAACCAUUGCUUGGCAUUCAGGUCCUGACAACUAUGGCCCCAUAAGAAACUACACCAUCCAAUACAAAAUGCGGGGUGGUGCCUGGACUGUAUUUCCAGAUGGCAUUCCUCCUUCAGCAUCAUCGUAUACUGUAACUGGGUUGCGUCCAAACACUUGGUACCAGUUCUGUGUGGCAGCUACCAAUGAUAUUGGUACCAGUGAUUAUAGUGAACCCUCAUCUGAGAUUCAAACCUCCCCAGACAAACCAGAUGGAGCACCCCAGAAUCUGAAUGUCAUUCCUCUUGACCAGACAACUAUACAAGCCUCAUGGGAGCCACCUCCCUCUUCCACAUGGAACAGUGAUGUAAUUGUAGGUUACCGCCUGCGCUUCAGAGUAGAGGAAACCAACAACUGGGAAUACCUUUUCAUUGACUCAGGCCAUGAGAAGCUGAUUACAAAUGGACUGUCUCCAAGUAAUUUUUAUGAGAUUAUGGUCCAAGCAUACAAUUUUCUUGGAGGAGGUCCUUGGAGUUUGCCAGCUUUUGUCUCCAUGGAGAUUGCAACCCCUGCAAGACACUUGGAAUGGGCGCUGUUGAGUUACGUGGUGCAGUUCAAGCAGAUGCAGCAGCAGGACUACCAGGAGGAGGUAGUACCAUUUGACACCAACAGCAAGGUUAUUGGCAACUUGGUCAUCUCUCAGACAUAUGAAGUACAGGUGCUGGCCACUAACCGUAUAGGGCCUGGGCCUCCCAGCAAGCCUGCCACAAUCUAUGUUGGGGAAGCUGCCCCCAGUGCAGCUCCUGGCAAUGUGCAAGCCAUAAACAGGAGCUCUUCUACCUUAGAGGUCACUUGGGCAGCGCCACCACCUCCUUCUUGGAAUGGGGCACUAUCAGGCUACAAAGUGCUGUAUUUCAAAAAUACCAGUGGUAACCCAGUAGAGCAGCAGCAAAUCUCUGCAGGAACACGGACUGUUCUGGACAGUUUGGAAACUUUCACUGUCUAUAUGAUUUCUGUGCAAGCUUAUAAUCUGGCAGGGGAUGGACCUCAAAGUCCACUGACAAGUGGCAGACAUCUGAAGGAUUCCAGUCGGGGCUUCCUGCAUACAAGGCCAGAUCUGUCUAUAUUUAGUGUGCAUUUGCCAGGGCCUCCAGGACCAAUAAAGUUUACCAACAUAACCAUGCAUCAGCUGACAGUCAAUUUUAUACCUCCAGCUGUAACUAAUGGCAUUGUCUUGCUUUAUGAAAUGGAGUAUUUUCCUGUCCCAAAGGAUCCCUUUGAGCCAUUGCCUCCAAAGAGAACUCUACGUGCAAACGAGACAGUGAUUGUUGUGACAGACCUGAAAGAAAAUGUUCGCUAUGUGUUCAGCAUUGCUGCCAAUACCUCUGUUGGCCGCGGUAGUGCAAGGACAGCAAAUGUAUCUACAGGCCCACAGCCAGGUUCUCCAAGUCCUCCAAGUAAACCCACUGUUAGUGAGCACAACAGUGGCACACUGCUUAUUCAGUGGGUUGAUGGGGACAGUGGCCGGUCGCCCAUCUAUGGCUACUGUAUUCAAACCAAGAAAGCAGAUGAAAGUGAAUAUGUGACACUUCAGCAAGAGAUUACAGGAGAACCUAAAGUGUAUAUUUCACUGACACUCUUGAAUCCUGAAACAAGCUAUCAGUUUAGUGUCAUUGCUAUCAACGACCAAGGCAUAAGUCUUCCUAGUGUGCCAUCCGAUGUUUUUGUCACCCCUGGUCUGGCUUUACCUCAGGUAGCAAAGCCUUUCCACACGGAGUGGUGGUUCUUGGUGAUCAUAGCACUCACAGGUGUCAUCAUCAUCCUUGUCAUAGUUUCACUUCUGUGCCUUGUGACUCGACGAAGAAGGGAUAACAAAGAAAUGAAGAGAUCGCAGACUGCUACAACUGUUAUGUCUGAACCUUCAGAACCAGAAGAAGGUGGCUUUCCUACUUAUGAAUUGAGACGUUCUACUAGAAAUACAGCACAGAGGAAUGGAACAGUCAAGAAUAUUUAUGCGAGGACACCACCACGACCCAGUCCUGCUAGUGUUGCAUAUUCAGAUGACGAUGAUGCUAUGUCGACGGCCAAGCCACCCAUACCUGAUGAUAGUGAUAGCUCUGUCACUGAUAAACCCUCUGAUUUAGAGGACUCCACAGAGCCAAGUGAUGAGGAAAGUGAUGCUGAGAGUGAAAAGGUGCCUGCAUCACCACCUCCACCAGCUUUCAGCAUGGUAUACGCAAACAAUGACCAAGUGCGCCAGUCGUGGCGCUUCCCAAACUCCAAUAAUGCUUAUGUGUACACUGAUAGUGAGGCAGACAGCAGCCAUUAUGCCAUUGGGCUACACAAUGGGCAGCUGAUGAUGAACAACACUGCCCGGGCAAGGACUCCAAUGACCGGCUUCUCAUCCUUUGUGUAAUGAGUCGGUUGACCUGCAACUGUCUUGCUACUGUUGUGUGAGUAGCU